Molecule: messenger RNA, 7940 nt
Organism: Equus caballus (horse)
Lineage: Eukaryota; Metazoa; Chordata; Mammalia; Perissodactyla; Equidae
Gene: CDK18
Product: cyclin dependent kinase 18
Biological process (GO): protein phosphorylation
Cellular component (GO): cytoplasm; nucleus
Molecular function (GO): cyclin-dependent protein serine/threonine kinase activity; ATP binding
Source: RefSeq, a predicted model, not a curated record
UCCUCCUCCCGGUCCCUUCCCCUCCCCUCCUCCUCCUCCUCCUCCUCCUCCUCCUCCAGCUCAGGUUGCAGCUCCUCUGGGGAGCCGCUCACCUUUCCGGAGCGGGGGAAGCAGCCCCGAGCCGGGCAGGGACCCCAGCAGGGCGCAGGGCGCGCGCCCAGCCCCGCCGCCUCGGCCGUCGCGGUGCCCCCAGGACGCGCGCGGACCUGGCCACCUGGUCCCUGCCGAUCAUGAACAAGAUGAAGAACUUUAGGCGCCGCUUUUCCCUGUCAGUGCCCCGCACUGAGACCAUCGAGGAGUCCUUGGCGGAGUUCACAGAGCAGCUGAACCAGCUCCACAACCGGCGCAAUGAGGACCUGCAGCUCAGUCCUCUUGGCAGAGACCCCCAGCCAGAGCCCAGCACCUUCUCCCCCCCAGAUGGUGGAGAGGACCCCAGGCAGCCGUCCCCUGGCACGCGGUACCGGCGCCAGAACCAGCGCCGCUUCUCCAUGGAGGACAUCAGUAAGAGGCUCUCCCUGCCCACGGACAUCCGUCUGCCCCAGGAAUUCCUGCAGAAGCUACAGCUGGAAAGCCCAGACCUGCCCAAACCGCUAAGCCGCGUGUCCCGCCGUGCCUCCCUGUCAGACAUCGGCUUUGGGAAAUUGGAAACGUAUGUGAAACUGGACAAACUGGGGGAGGGUACCUAUGCCACCGUCUUCAAAGGGCGCAGCAAACUGACAGAGAACCUCGUGGCCCUGAAGGAGAUCCGGCUGGAGCAUGAGGAGGGGGCGCCCUGCACUGCCAUCCGAGAGGUGUCUCUCCUGAAGAACCUGAAGCAUGCCAAUAUUGUGACCCUGCACGACCUCAUCCAUACGGAGCGGUCUCUCACCCUGGUGUUUGAGUACCUGGACAGUGACCUGAAGCAGUAUCUGGACCACUGUGGAAACCUCAUGAGCAUGCACAACGUCAAGAUUUUCAUGUUCCAACUGCUCAGGGGCCUUGCCUACUGCCACCGCCGCAAGAUCCUGCACCGGGACCUGAAACCCCAGAACCUGCUCAUCAACGAGAGGGGGGAGCUGAAGCUGGCUGACUUUGGACUGGCCCGGGCCAAGUCCGUGCCCACAAAGACCUACUCCAAUGAGGUGGUGACCCUGUGGUACAGGCCCCCGGAUGUGCUGCUGGGGUCCACAGAGUACUCCACCCCCAUCGAUAUGUGGGGCGUGGGCUGCAUCCACUACGAGAUGGCCACCGGGAGGCCCCUCUUCCCCGGCUCCGCCGUCAAGGAGGAGCUGCACCUCAUCUUCCGGCUCCUCGGGACCCCUACAGAAGAGACGUGGCCUGGCGUGACGGCCCUGUCGGAGUUCCGAGCCUACAACUUCCCCCGGUACCUCCCGCAGCCGCUCAUCAGCCACGCCCCCAGGUUGGACCCUGAAGGCAUCAACCUCCUGACCAGCCUCCUCCUGUAUGAAUCCAAGAGCCGCAUGUCCGCAGAGGCUGCCCUGAGCCACCCCUACUUCCGGUCUCUGGGCGAGCGCGUGCACCAGCUGGAAGACACUGCCUCCAUCUUCUCCCUGAAGGAGAUCCAACUUCAGAAGGACCCAGGCUACCGGGGCCUGGCCUUUCAGCAGCCAGGACGAGGGAAGAACCGGCGACAGAGCAUCUUCUGAGCUGUGCACACCCUGCUGUGGCAUGAGGGACAGAAAGUCACACGGCACCACUGGGGGCAGGUCGGGGCCUGCGUGCCCUUGGAAGACUGAGGAGCGGGGGCUAGCGGCCAGCCCAGAAGACCUUUCAGCAGCCCUGCUGGCCACGGCUGUUUCCUCCCGCUGCCUCCUGCACGCCUCCCCAGGGGCCUUGGUCUGGACGUCAAGCCCUCUGUCACCUGCCCUGGGGCUGGGCGUGAGCUGCUUCCCUGGGAGGAGGUAAGGGGCAGGGAGCGACCUCAGACACUUUCCACCCUGAAGUGCUCAGGCACUGGCAUGGGACCCACAGGAGAAUCCAGGUGCCGGGUGGAGCGCUGUGCCCUGGACACGGGCACCACUUGGCCUCUCCCCGGGGCCUGCGUGCCUCAGCAGUUUGGUAGAGCCCCUUACAGACCCCUUGGAGCCUGCACGCCUUUCACCUUUUUUUCCUCUGAGAGCAGGAAGCAAUAUGGCAUCUUGUCUGGCACCCUGGAAUCCAGGUACCAAUGCUUGUGCCAAAGCCCACCCCCCACUUGAGGGGAGGGUAUCCCCUGAGGGACAGAGGGAAUCGUAGCCCAUCCCCUCUUCUCAUCACCCACCCUAUUCCCCUUCCCCCCUCCUUGCCUGAGGCCCCAUAAGCCACUUGAUGCCCGGCUGAGUCCAGAGGUGGCCUGGUACCGCCAGCUGCACUCCUGCCACCUCUGCCAACCACACCCGUCUCCCCAGUCUGAAUGGGACUGCCUUACGUUGGCAGGUGGGAGAGCACUCACUGCCCUUGGAGCUCUGAGCCGGGCUCCUCCCUGUCCACCCUUUCCUGGGAGCACCUCCUGCUUAUCAGGCCUGAGCACUGAUAAGCAGCCCUGGGCCAGCGUCCUGGGGACAGCACCCAGGUAUGCAGGGUCGCCCUGACGCUGGUGCCAGGCCAACUGCGGCUCCUUGGGGCUGGUACAGCCUCCGCCAUCCCUCCUUCCCAGCCCCUGUAGCCCUGUCUUUGCUCCACCUGGUAUCCUGGCACCAGCUUCCCCAGAGGGUGGUCACAAGAGUAAGGGUGUAAAUGCCACAGUCUGAGGUGGAGGAAGGUGGAACAGGACAGGACAGGCUUUGAUCCUGAGAGCCCUGCCCCAGGGGGCUGGGAGUAUGAGGGGUGAGGGCCGCUGAAGAAGGGCCCCUCACCAUCCCUCUGGAGCACCCCCAUUGUAUUCCCAAGGCCUCCACAGCACUUGGCUGAAUCUUGAAUGGCAGGGCCAAGGGGAGGCCAGGCCCAGCCUUCCUACACAAGCCCCCUGCCUAGUCCAAGCCCCUCAGCCUGAGGAGCAGCCCUGAGGGUCUUGGCCCCCCACAAGUCCCCCCAUUCCUCCCCCACCAUACUGUGAAUGUCCCAUGACUCAGCACAAAGACGGAUAAUAUAUUUAAUUCAUGUUGUACAGAAAGGAGGGAGCAGUCUCCUGCAGAAAAGCUGGUUUUGACAGAUUGGUGCCAAAGAGGAAAGACGAAGGCCCUUCUGUGGGCCUCAUGAGUGUGGGCGGGGCUUGCUUGUGUGUGUGUGUAUAUAUACAAGAAUGAAGUGGAGAGAGAGUUUGGUUUGUGUGCAUCUCUGAACCCACCCUGGGCUGUGGGAGGCGUGCCCUGCACCCUCCCUGCUGCGUUCAGGGCGGGCAGUCAACUCUGGGUGUUGUGGGUGGCAUGGACGGGGCCUGGGACCCUACACUCUGUAUCCCAGCCUUGGCCGAGGUUGGUGCCUGAGGGGUGGGGGCAGCUAGGAGAGCCAGGAAGGAGCUGGGGAGAGGUCUGGGGUUCUGGCUACUGUAGCUGAUCCCUGUGCUUCCUGACUUCUUGGAAGAGAGGGUGGGAGGGCAGUUCAGGAGAGGGUUGGCAUGGGGGGUGACUGAGGCCAGGGCAGCAGGACAAGGGUACGAGCCUCACUGACUCUGGCCCAGCCUGACGGCUGAGAAGCUUGACGACUCCUUCUGCUGCCCAGGCCACGUCUUGCCUGGGGUCUGCACGCAGCCUCCUUUUGCACGGUCUCGGGAGUUCUCCAUCCUGAUCUGUUUCCCAAUUCAGCGUCCAGGUGUUCUCCCCAGACUGCACCUCCUGACCCCCCCAUCCGGCGGCCUCACGUCUGGCCGUGAGAACUCCAAUUCGCUGGCAUCCGCAAGGGGCGGCUGCUUUCCGGAGGAGGAAGCUAGUGUCGAGAGGUUGGGUGAUGUCUCCCCAGGCCGUGGAAGUGAGGGGGGACCAAGCAUGAUUCUGCACCCAGCACCAAUGCCACCAGCCUGACCCUCCUCACCUCUUUGUAGGCAGCCAGACACCGAAGUGUAGGACAGUCAGUGCUCAGGGGGAGGCCAGAGCCGGAAACGCACGGGCGGGAACCAGAGUUGGGCCUUUGCAGCCAAGUUUGGAAGGAGACCAGAAGGGACCUGACUGAUUAAGCUCCCGCCAUGUAGCAGGCACUACAGAAGGUCUCACAGAAUCCCACAACAGCCCCGUUUCUCCCCUCUCUGCAGAGGGGGACAGUGAGGUUCCUAGGGGUUAAAUGACUUGCCCAGUCACAAAGCAAAUGAGAGUCCCGGGUCUCUCUGCCACCCCAGCCCUUGGUCUUCAAGGAGGGGAAGGAGUGAGAAGAGGAAGAGUGUGGACAGCGUGGGCCCCAGGAGCCAGGGAAACCAACGCGAUGAAGGCCCCAGGGCCGACGCUGCUUUGCGGGAGUACCUUGAUGACUGAUGUGUCCCUGGCAGCUGCAGCCCCCACCUCACAGGCUCCUGCCCCUUGGAGAGUCUUCCUGAGGCAGCUGUCCUUGCUCCUGCAGCUGGGGUCCUAUCGUGGAGGCUCUCGUGGGUGGGGGCCCUUCCAAGGUCCCUGUUGGAGGCAAGGCACUCUGAGCUUCUGCCCUGGAAGGCUGGGGGGCGGCGCUGGACAGGCUCACACCAGGCCUUGUGUGUUACAGGCUUUCAGUGGGAAAAAGGAUUGUUCUGGAGAAGGAAACUGGAGGGGCUGCGCGACUCUAGUUCUGAGCUGCUGGGGCAGGAGUGCAAGGGCUGCCGCCAGGCUCUCCAGGGCCCAGACAGCCACAACACAGGGCCGGUGUCCUGGAGCCCUGUUCCUGGGCCCCCCACCAUCAUGUCCUUACCCCAAAUGGCUCUCACAAACGGGCCUGCCCCAUUCCGCUGGAGUCCCUGGGCAAAAGCACCCUCAAACAAGUCAUCUCCCCCUCCAGCCUCGAUUUUUCAUCUGUUCCUGGGAUGGGGGAUGCCUCAGGAAUGCCCGCGCCCCACCGGCCUUUCCCUUCCCUCUGCUCCUUUGGCAGGCACAUUUGUAGUUUGCAGCAACCCUGCAGCUGCCUCACAGAGGUCCUAUUUGAUGGUGGCUGCAAGGGUGGGGGGGUGACACCGACUCCCCUGAUGGGCCCUGCCCCACCCUGGUGGGACCUGGGGCUGGCUCUCCGCUGCCCCACUCUUGCCUUCCUGUGGGCUCCCGAUGGUCCCGGUCCAGUGGUCAGGGCUGAUGCCCAACAGGUGACCUUUCCCUUUGCCCUGCUGGCUGCCUGGGCCAGCCAAGUGUUGGACACUGUUGCCAGUCCUCCUUUUCUUCCUCCUUGAAGCAGCUCAGCGGCUGUCAGCCCAUCUUUCCGCCUCCACCUUUGUUCUCUCUCCUGCUUCCAGUGCUGACGCUCCACAGCACCCUUGAGUCCCGCUGUCUCCAGAGCAAACCAUCGGCACCACAAAUUGGCCACAACCUGGCCCUGUGCUGGGCGCCAGGAUGCCCAGAUGCGUGCCUCUCUGCCCUCGCCUUCCCAGAGCUCUCACCUGCCAGCUGAGAUGGCCUUUCCUUCCGCAGAUUCUUGCCGGGCACCCACUGUGUGCCAGGCAUGUGCAGGGCACGGUGGACGGGCCGUUGAACAAGACCGCCACGUCCUGCUCACAGAGCUUAGAAAGACCUCACACAGAUGAACCCACCGCACAUCAGGGGUCAAGUGCGAUGAAGUAGAGUCAGGCAGAGUAUGCCGGGGUUGGGGGGAGGUGCGGAUGUGACGCCAUGGCACGGGACGGGCUGACAUCCACCUGUCAGGGCCUCUAAUGAGACCUUGUAAGGGGGAGCCAUGUGGACCCCAGGGGCAGUAUUCCAGCAAAGGCCCUGAAGGGAGCCUGCUUGAGGAUGAGCAAGGAGGCGGUGGGCUGGAGCGCCAUGCCGGCCGGCUCUCACCAGCUCUGCACGGCCAGCAUUUAGGAGGAACUGAUGCUCUGCUCCAGCUCGGAUGGAUUCACUCAGACUUUCUGGCUGUGGGACCAGCCAUCUGUAGUGUUUUAAAAGCUCCUCAGAUGACCCUACUGUGUAGCCAGGGUUGAGAACCACUCAUGUAGGGUCUUGUGGGGCGUGGGAGGGACUCUGUUUCACUCUGAGAUGGGAAGCCAGUGACCUGUUUUUAAAGGCUCAGAGACGCCAGGCCCCCAAGGAGGGUGCUGUGGGAGGAGUAGGGAAGGGCAUCGAUGGACCCCACAGGCACUGGGGGGCUUUGGCCAGGAGCAAAGCAAGGAGGAAGCAGCCCCCUCCAUGCAUGGUGCCCAAGAUGGGGCUGUCGUCCAUUUACAGGUGAGGCUCUGGGGUCGGGUCACUGCCUGGCCACACAGAGAGUAAGGGGAUUGUCAGAGUUGGAACCCAGCUCUGCGGAGCUGAGCAGCCCACCACCUGCCUUCCAGGGAGCUGUGGGUGGCGGGCAUAGGAGGCGCCACCUCACCUGCGUGCUGGCCACACCUUUGCAUCUGGUCACCCACAAGCAUGACUGACAGGAGCCAGUAGGCAUGAGUUAGCCAAACAGCACUGUGCCCCACCUCCCCCAUGUGCCCCCCACCAUCCCCCAGGCCCUCCUCUGGACCCCCCACCCUCCACCAACUCAAAGGGCAGCUUUGGGCACUGGGAGCCCUGGUUCCUGCUCCAACUCUGUGGCCGGCUCCGGUAAGAGUGUACCAACUCUCCUCAGCCGGGAUGGAUGGGGCAGGGCGCAGCUCGGACGGGGUCACAGAUGCCGCUGGGCCACUGCCUUCGUGCCCGUCGACGUUUUCUCCCCUCCCUCCCUCCCUCUCUCCCUUCGUCUCUCUCUUUCUACCUUUCUCUCCCCCUUUUCCCUUUACUACCCGCUCUUUCUGCCCCUCCCCUCAUUCCUCUUCCUGGGGUGGCCCUUAGUAACUCUUAAACCCAGAGAGCAAUCAUCCGGCCUGGCCUCUUCCCUAAGGAAUAAGACUUUGCAGCCUCUCCUUGCUGUCCACCCCAAGCCUCAAAUCACUAAGGAGUUCUUUUUCUGCCAAGCGUCAUCUCUUUAUCCUGCACCCUCGUCCAUUUCCUAGCGACGUCAGGACAGGGCACGAGGUGCUGUGCUGCGGGCAUGGGCCUGGGGGGUCGGCCAGAGCGUGGCCAGUGUGGAUGCAACAGCGCUCCUCCUGCUCGAGGCUUCCAGCCCAGUUCCUGUCCUCCUUCUGAGCUCCUCCCUGCCUCGUCCACUCAUGAUUCCUACAAACCUGCCCCGCACGUAGACGCUACCUGCAGGAGCUCAGCACCACAGAGCCGGUCAGGACGCGGUCAUUGCUUCCUCUCACAAGGUCUCCCUCAGUUACCUGGGGGAGAGGAAGCUGUCUGUGAGUCAUUCUUUUAAAAUUUCCCAAGUCUUUUUUUUUAAUUUCAGACACAAACAAAACCUUUUUAUGCCAUCCAUGUUUUCCCUGGAGGAGGCCUUGGCUGGGUCCUGGGUUCCUGGGGAGGAGUCUCGCACAUCCAUGGACACAACACACUGGCUCCAAAGUACAUGGACCUGGAUCAAAAUCCCAGCUCUGCUGCUUGCAGGCUGUGUCACUUUGGACAUGUUCUUAACCUCUCUGUGCCUCAGCUCCCUUCUCUGUAAAAUGGCCGUAGUAACAAUGCCUUUUUCGCAGAGUUACAAGGAUUCAUGAGAGAAUUCCCACAAGGGGCCUGGCACAGUGUGCUCAGUGAGCAGGAGCACCAGCACCACUCUGCACAUGCCCAGCCCGUCCCCACGAGCAGGAAGCCCAGCUCCCUCCCUCCCCCAGGGAUCCUGGUCUUGGCAUUAAAGUUGGAUAUACUCGUUUCUUCUUGCAUUCUUAACCCUUGAUAAGAUCUUACUCUGAAAGAAUGUAUUAAGCAUAUUGUACCUAAAAGAUUUUGCAAAACUUUUAGAAGAUGACCUUAGCCCAGAGUUUUGUCUCCACAGAGCUUUAAAUGUAGCAGGGGAAGAAAGCAUGGAAAAAGCUUACAAUAAAAAGCAUUGGGUCA